AUGAACGCGUUAUGCGCAGACUGUCAGCAUUCUCUAUCUGUGCAUGCUGACUACGCACGACCUCAUCUUUCAACUGCAUUAGGCCAUGGCCUUGCAUCAGUGACAUCAUCUCCUCGCAAACAGCAUUCUGCUUCCCAGUCAUUGUGUUUCACGGAACAUCCUGACCUAUGCCCACGGCAUCGAACCGUCGAGACACUUGCCCGUCUCCUUGAUGAGAACAUGGUGAUGCAUGUGCGAGGUACGCCUGCAUCAGGGAAGUCAACUCUUGCGAGACUUCUAUACCAGUUCCUCGCUGAGAAGCAAGAAGUUAUACUCAUGGAUACCUGGGAUAAUAAGAUGUCUGCGACAGAGUACCUCGCAAAGGAGUGUCGUGACCGCGGCUAUAUCGGGGUGCAGGCAUCUGAUAUCCUAGCAAGUAACUUCGUCUUCAUUAUAGACGAAGCGCAGCAGACCUACGUCAAUCCCCAUCUGUGGUAUAGCGUGAUCAAGUUUCAGAGCCAGCGGCAAGCAGGCCCUCGUUUCUGCCUUUUCAGUUCUUAUGGCAGCCCAACAAUAGGUGCCCCUGACUACCCUGAAGCUACAACGCCGCCAGUCCUUUCCUUGAGCCAACGAGUCUCCCUCACAGUGUCUCGCAAUUCAGACGCGCCAGAUAUCUGUCUUUUCUACAACUUGGCUGAGUAUAAGGAUGUCCUAGACAGAUUUUGCAAGCAUCCAGCUAUCGAGUUUACACUUGAUACAGACGUAAAAGAUUAUCUCUUCUCGCUGACAAAUGGCCACCCUGGUGCAAUCAGUUCAAUUAUGGUGUAUAUCCGUAAUUUUCACCGAUCUCAUCUAAAACAACAUCGCAUAUCGAAAAUCACUCUGAAAGAUAUCCGGGAUGCUUUAGACGACGACGAUAAACUCUUCUCGUUCCUUGAAGUCCAGCCGGCUGGCAGGUCUCUGCCUUCAAAAACUAUCCAACGCGGUGUUAUCGAUCCGAAUGUUGUCUGCGUACUUCUCAAUGUUCUGCGGGACGGGAGCGUCACGUUCAACAAUGACGACCCGGGAAUCGAAACUUGUUUCAGAAAUGGCUGGGUGCAUACUGAAGUAGUUGAGGGCGGCCAGGUGAUUUGCAUGUUCCCUUCAGCAUUACACGCAAGGUUCGUUGAACACUGCUACGGCCGACUCGAUCCUGUCCCAUUCCCAUUUCAAAAAUAUCCAACCCUCCAAGAUAAGUCUAUCUUUAUAGCUAUGAGAGAGCAGAAAGACACAGCCUUGGACUCCAUAUUUGAAACCGUGGCCUUGAGCCGAGACGGUAAAGAAAAAUAG
Messenger RNA from Rasamsonia emersonii CBS 393.64, 1308 nucleotides. RefSeq lists its product as uncharacterized. The record is from RefSeq and is a predicted model, not a curated record. NCBI's taxonomy places the organism in Eukaryota, Fungi, Ascomycota, Eurotiomycetes, Eurotiales, Trichocomaceae. The transcript is spliced from 4 exons. Bases 1 to 1308 code for a protein of 435 amino acids.